Cannabis sativa is the source of this 1351-nucleotide messenger RNA. RefSeq lists its product as uncharacterized. Bases 549 to 1055 code for a protein of 168 amino acids. The record is from RefSeq and is a predicted model, not a curated record. Lineage: Eukaryota; Viridiplantae; Streptophyta; Magnoliopsida; Rosales; Cannabaceae. The transcript has a single exon.
GUAGGAGAGGAGUAUAGAAAGUCAAAUCUUGAAAAACUACUCUUGAAAGUCAACAUUAUCCGCCUUCAAUUUUGGCCAACUUUAUUAAAUUAAUACUAUUUACUAUAUUUUGUGCAAACUAGUCCAGCAACCUAUUCCUUCUUAUCUCUGGUAUUUUUCCAAACCGGUGUGCUUCGAAAAAGUCCGAAAGCUACGUCUCUCUCGAUCGUUCUUACCUUCUACACGUACCAGAGUACAGUCAAAUGCUUAUUAAUUUCUUGAACGAACACUCUACAAAACCAUAUUAAUUCGCCACCAACCAAAAAACCUCCACAACUCCUCUCGAUUUUAUCACAAAACCCAAUUAGAAAUUAAUUAAUUCUCUUCAUUAAUUAAUUUAUUUAUGUCCACAAAUGAAUAAUUAAUUAAUACCCAGUUCUAAUUUUAUUCAUUGGGGGUAAUCGGAAUAUAUAUCGUUCUACUCUUUUUCACCACUAGUAUAUCUCUUUCAUUCUCUAACUCCGUUUCAGUAUUUCAAUCGAACACUUGGAAGGGAAUAAAAUUUAAAGAUGAAGACGAAAACACAUAACAAAAGCAAAUUCAUGAAAAUUAUCACAACACCCUUUAGAGCUUUGGGGAAAGCAAGAGACUUAUACGUACGGAGCAUGAAUUCAGCUGAGAAAUUGAGCUAUGCCAGCACCAUGGGUGGCCCAGCAGGCCAGUUCGACGGCCUGCCUAAGAGUUUCAGCGUCAGAUCGUCGAGGUCAACAGACACCAAAGACGACGACUACGCCGAGCUCGUUAGAGCAGCUUCCGCCAGGAGUUAUGGCGGCAGAAUUGACGUGGAUACGAUUCUACGACAACAGUUGAGAGAAGAGGCAGCAAAAACUACACUUUCUUCUAGUACUACUGGGGGAGCUAGGGGUUUGCCCAAGUGUAGCAGCGUCGGCAUGGGUAAAAUCGACGAAGAAAAAGCUGUUGAUCAGUUUGGGGAAGAGGGAGAUGGUGCUAAGCCCAAAUUGAUGUACCCGAGAAGCAGAAGCUACGCCGUUGCUAAAAGAGGUCCUGUGUACUGAAUAAAAUAAUUGAUUAUUUAAUUUUCUGGAAUGAAAUUAUGGACUAUUAAAAGCUUAAUUGCUUUAGUUAGUUAGCUUUGUUUUGUUUUUCUUUUUUUUUUUUUUUUUAAGGUAAAAAUUGAAGAUUAUAAAGGCAAAAGGUAUAAAUCUUUUUCAUUACAUGUAUGUGGUGUUGCUUUGUGCAGGACUAUAAUCCUCUUUCUAUAGUUUCAUGUUAUUUGUAAUUGUCUUCUUUGAAUGUUUGUUUCAUUGUGAUGAUCACUUAAUAUAUUUACUAGCUAAUAUAUUCAAUUGCA